AUGAAGCAACACAUGGUGAUCCACACAGAUGAUAAACCUUUUGAGUGUGCCGAGUGCGGGAAAAAAUUCAGAUACAAUAGCAAUAUGAUGUAUCACAUGAAGGUUCAUGCGGGGGUUAAACCUCACUUUCCUCACAAGUGUCAAGAGUGUGGGAAAAGCUUCAGGCGCCGUAGCCAAAUAAUAAGUCACAUGUCAAUUCAUACCGGUGAUAAACCUCAUGAAUGUCCAGAAUGUGGGAAAACAUUCACUCGUCUCGACAAUAUGAAGAAACACAUGAUAGUGCAUACAGGUGAUAAACAUCAUGAAUGUCCGGAAUGUGGGAAAAAAUUUAGUCGUCUUGAUUGUAUGAAGAAUCACAUGAUAUUGCAUACAGGGAAUAAACAUCAUGAAUGUCCAGAAUGUGGAAAAACAUUCAGCCAUCUUCAUAAUAUGAAGAAACACAUGUCAGUGCACACUGGGGUUAAACCUCACACGUGUCCAGAAUGUGAUAAAAAAUUCAGCCGUCUUCAAAGUAUGAAGACACAUAGGAGGGUGCAUACGGGCAUUAAACGUUUUGAGUGUGCUGAAUGUGGGAAAAGAUUUAGAGAACGUAGUGGUAUAUUUAGUCACAUGUUAGUGCAUACAGAGGAUAAAUGUCACAAAUGUCCCAAGUGUGGGAAAACAUUCAGUCGUCUUCAAAAUAUGAAGAAACACAGGAUGGUGACAGCUUUUUAUCCAGAACCUUCCAUAGAUUUUUAUAUCUGA
This is a messenger RNA of Procambarus clarkii (red swamp crayfish), 744 nucleotides long. RefSeq names its product zinc finger protein 665-like. Gene Ontology annotation, biological process: regulation of transcription by RNA polymerase II. The record is from RefSeq and is a predicted model, not a curated record. Gene Ontology annotation, molecular function: RNA polymerase II cis-regulatory region sequence-specific DNA binding; DNA-binding transcription repressor activity, RNA polymerase II-specific. Gene Ontology annotation, cellular component: nucleoplasm. Lineage: Eukaryota; Metazoa; Arthropoda; Malacostraca; Decapoda; Cambaridae.